AUGUUUGAAUUUGCCAAAACGUUUUUUUCGAUAAUUGGUGAUUCGAAUGUCAACACACAACAACAAAAGAAGCUUUAUUUUGUGUGUGGUAAUGAAGCGGCCGAUUUGGAUUCAAUUAUAGCGGCAACAGCAUACUCGUAUCUAAGUCAACAAUUAAUUGCUCCUAACGAAUCAACUACUUCUUCGUUAUACUUUCCUAUCAUUCAAAUUCCAAGGUCUGAUCUUUACUUACGACCAGAAUGUUCUUACGUAUUUAAUCAAUGUAAUUUUUCCGCACUCGACAUAUCACAACUUCUUUUCCUAGACGACGUAUCACCUCAUUUAAAUCAAUUAUCUUCAAAAAAUUAUGAUGUAAAUUUAAUUCUGGUAGAUCAUAAUAAAUUAAUUUCUCCUUGGGAUGAGAAAUUUAAUGAUAAAAUAGUUGCAAUUUUGGAUCAUCAUUCAGACGAAAAGUUAUAUCCAUAUCUCAAUGACAAGUGUCGUCAAAUUGAAACAGUUGGUUCUGCUACUUCAUUGGUCGUAUUGCAUUUUAAAAAUGAUUGGGAAAAAAAAAUUUCUCGAGAUGAUGAUGAGAAUUCUUGGUACGCUAAAUUAGCUAAACUAUUAUUAGCUCCAAUAUUAGUAGAUACAAUCUUGUUAGACGAAUCUAAAAAUAGAGUAACAAAUAAAGAUCGAGAAGCUACUCAAUUUUUAUUAAAUGUAUUAAAAAUUCCUAUAUCUACUCGAGAAAAUUUUACAAGUAAAUAUUUCGAAGAAAUUCAAAAUGUUAAACUUGACGUUACUCAUUUUUCAAAUAUCGACCUUUUGCGUAAAGAUUACAAGGAGUGGGAUUUAAAUAAUUAUAAAAUUGGUGUAAGCAGUGUAUAUUGGUUUUUAGAGGGUUGGAUUAAUCGUGAAGAUAAUGACAUAAAUAAACUCAUCGAUUCGUUUAAAUCUUUUUCAAUCAAAAUGAAGUUGGAUAUAUUUAUUAUAAUGAUGGCUUAUAAUCAUAAAGAUAAAGGAUUUAAACGGGAGUUUGUGUUUCUCUCCAAGGAUGAUAAGGAUGAUAUAUUCAUUAGGGACAAAUUUACUCAGCAAUUGGAAAAGAAACUACAAUUGAAACGCAAAUCUUUAACUACCAACGUGGAUCACAUUAAAUUCUAUAACCAGGAGGACAAUUCAAUUUCAAGAAAGCAAUUAUUCCCAUUAGUAAAUGAAUUAAUUUUCACAACCAAUCUAUAA
Molecule: messenger RNA, 1221 nt
Organism: Funneliformis mosseae
Lineage: Eukaryota; Fungi; Glomeromycota; Glomeromycetes; Glomerales; Glomeraceae
Source: the annotation of a GenBank genome assembly